Molecule: messenger RNA, 459 nt
Organism: Penicillium salamii
Lineage: Eukaryota; Fungi; Ascomycota; Eurotiomycetes; Eurotiales; Aspergillaceae
Source: the annotation of a GenBank genome assembly
AUGCCUUCCCAAUCCCUCCCAACCCCCGUCUCUUCGACAAAACAAUUCUACGCCACAAACUCCCCAUGGGAAGAAAAAUACGGCCACUACCGCGCCAUUCGCGUCGGACAACAAAUCUACAUCUCAGGCACAACAGCCGCAGACCCCGACAGUCUACCCGAAAGCCCACGCAUGCUCUGUCCCGGGGACGCCCGCGGACAAACACGAGCAACACUCAACGAGAUCAUCAAAGCCAUCCAAGCUCUAGGGGGACGAGGUGCAGAGAGCAUUGUACGCACUCAACUAUUUAUUCAACGUCAUGAGGAUGCACCUGAGGUCAUGGCGGGGUAUACGGAGAUUCUUGGACGGCAGAAUGGUGGUGAUGUCGGAUCUACUGCUAUCUUGCUUGUUGUUUCGAACUUUGCGGAUCCGGAGAUGCUUGUUGAGAUUAUGGUUGAUGCGAUUGCGGAUGCUUCAUAG